Messenger RNA from Pantherophis guttatus, 7813 nucleotides. Lineage: Eukaryota; Metazoa; Chordata; Lepidosauria; Squamata; Colubridae. The record is from RefSeq and is a predicted model, not a curated record.
UGGCGACGGGGAGGGCUUUCUCUCCCUUUCCCCCGGAGAGGCAGAGCGCGGGGAUCUUGCUGUCGCUCGGUUGGCUGCUGUUCGGUCCGCGCGGCCAGACGCCAGCAAUCUCCGAAAGGCGCGCGAGCGUGUUGCUCACCAGCCGCCCUCGGCGCCCGGGGAAGAGUCCGGCUUGCCUGUGUGAUGAUUCAGAAACCCUGACGCGGUUGGGGAAAAAGAAAGACCAAAUGGCAAAACAAUCUUCUGAUUUAAAUUCUGAAUGUGAGAGAGAAGGUGGACAAUUGCAGCCUGCUGAAAGGCCAGCUCAGCCUCAUCACCUUCGGCCUGGGGCCCCUACCUCCUUACAAACUGAAUAUCAAGGUAAUCAUUUGGGUGAACGGGACAGUUCAUCACCCGGUAGCCCUCAGGGACCACUGGCACCACCCUCCAGUCCCAGUCCAUUUGCUACCAGAUCCCCGUUGUUCAUGUUUGUAAGAAGAUCCCCACUGCUCUCCAGAUCCUCCAGUGGGUAUUUCUCUUUUGACAUCGACAGGAGUCCUGCACCUAUGAAUUGUGACAAAGCAACACAGACUCCAAGUCCUCCGUGUCAAGCUAUCAAUCAUUAUCUAAGUGCAAUGGGUAAGCAAGAGCAUGCUUCCAGAUGGCAGUCACGGCCAAUACCUGAGGAUAUGCAGCCAGAGAUAUGGAUUGCACAGGAAUUACGGCGCAUUGGAGAUGAAUUUAAUGCUUCCUACUGUCCAAGAAGGGUAACUUUCAACAUUUGGUUUAUUGGAUUACCAGGGAGUAAAUCAUCAGAUCAUAAUUUUGCGUCUUUUGCAUUAUAUCGUCCGCUUCAUAUGGAGAAUGCAGUGACUAGUGCUUCAAGAGGCCAUGAAGAUUGUUUACUUGGUUCUAACAACAAAGCCCAUGAACAAUCUCUCUGGAUGCAGCUAAUAGCCAUUCCUGACUUUGGGACAUCCAGCAAAUUAAAGGAGCAAGAGGACUCCAUGUUAGAGAAUUAACAAAUUGUGAUGGAUUUUUGGAAAUGGGUCAACAUUUUUAGAAACAAGAUUUCAUAUGACAGUAGAGCUGACACCAUUUUUUGUUGAUGAAACUUUUUUUUAAAAAAAACCUGCUUAUAUAAAGCUUUUAAGAAAAGUAAUUGAAUGGUGUUCACGUUAGGAAAUAUGUAGGCUGCUCCUCUAUCUUUCAAUGGAAUUGACUGAGCCAGCUACUUUUGUAAAGCUGCCUUAGUUUUUAUAUUAAAGACACAUUGUACAGCUUUUUUAAGAACAAAUCUUCCCAAGUAGUAAGAGGCCAGACUCUAGUAUUAGGUCCUCCAUUCAUUCCAGAUGACUUCCAUGCAGAAGAGCUCAUGAUCAUUAAAUGAAGUUGGUGGAGACAAGAUGGAAAGAUUGGAAUUGAUACUUCCGGUUAUUCCUCCCCAAAUGUCUGCCAUUAAAGUCAGCUGCCUUUGUCCGUCUACACCAGAAGAAAUUUACACAGAACAUGUACCCAUCUGCUGUGCAAGUACCAGAUUGGAUCUUUCUUUUGUGCAGAGCUUCUGCUUCUUGCAGUCCAGAGGAAGAAAUAUUGAAAUUGCUUUGAAAAUUGAAAUUAAACUGUGAAAGUUUAAAUGGUCCAAAUAAUGACACCAGGUUGCCUUUUAUAAUUUUCUUCCUAUGUUAUUUGUAUAGAACGUGUAUAUUCUAUAGCAUAAACUGAUGUGGGGAGGGGGGGGGCAAUGUAGCAAUAAGUUUUUGCAUGUGGGUGAAAGCAGUUCCUACACCUGUGCAAUAUUGCCCCAAGUUGUUAGAACAGGGUCCUACUGCAUGAUUCCUGGCACUGUUUUGAUCCUCAUUAUGGUAUUUACUGUAGUUUAAAUCCAGUUUGGGUGUCUGUAGGUUUUUUUUAAAAAAAGAAGCACUCUGGAUUUAGUUAUUGCUGCAUUUAUUCUUAAUGAGUUAGUAACCAUAAUGUGGAAUGUACAAGGACUACUGACUCAGUGCGUGGGUUUGGGAAUGAUAGCAGCACAGUAUUCAAAUUGAUUCUGAGGGUAAAAAUUCCAAGAGAUGGAAACAUUUUUUUUUUCCUUUUAUAAAUUUUAACAGCAGAAUUUCUGGAACCUUCCCUUCCCCCAAGUGCAGCCUCCAUAGCCUCAUGUGAGAAAGUAGCUGCAUUUGCCUACUAUGUUGGUGAGGACUACUUAUAGUUUACUUAGGAAAAAAAAAACAUUGAACCGAUUCCAAAAAGCUGAAUUGUGCAACCUUAAUAAUCAGAACAAAGCAAAUUGUUUCUCUGAGCCAUAAAUAGUAGUAAAGAUAGUGAUUCCCAAACUGUAGACUGAAGGUCUGUCAUAUGCCAUGGGAGAGAUGAAGUGUGUCUGCAAAAGGACAAACUUGCCAUAUUUGAUGUUGCUUCGUCCCCUUUGUGUGCCUAGAGAUGGAAACAAAUAUCCUUCUCAGGAUAAGGGUUCUCUCAUAAAGUUCCUGGUUCGGGUUCUCCUCCGUUUGCCAGGUACAGUCAUAAACAUAGGAAGCUGCCUCAUUUUGAAUCAGAGUACUGGUCUGUUUAAGUUAGUGGUUGUUGGAUGGGUCUUUGCCAGCCCUUCUCAGAGAUGUACAACACCUAUAUAUAUUUGCAUACAAGUGUAUGCUGGACUACUUACUAAUUACCAUUCUGUCUCAAAGCCUGAUUGACAUAGAAGAGGGCAUGAUGGCAGCAGGUCCAGUUCACUGUGGUAUUUUCUGUAGUUGAAAGGAAGAUACCUCUUCGUUACUUUAGGCACUGAUUGAAAACUAAGUAUUUAUGAACUGGACCCAGUAAAGACAGAAUACAUUGUGCUCCAGAGAGAAACCCUUGAAACAAUUUAAAAAUUUAAACAGACCAUUAAGGGGUCUAAUGGAAAUCUUCUUUAGCUUUCCUUGCCUUUGGUGUUUAUGGGAGAGAUGAUCAAACACUUCUAGUUUUUUUUUUUUAAUUAGGAAGGGAGUCAGUUGCUUCCAAAAGGAUUAAAACAAAGUUCAUAAUAUUGAAUUUAUAAAAUUAAUACAUUAUGACAUGCACAUAAACUCAAUCUUGAAUGAAAAUGAAUCAAAACAUAGCAAGUAAAUUUCUAAUGUAACAGUGGCGGUUAGCAGAUGUGCAUGCUGACUUGUUUUAAAAAGGUUUUUGCUUCUGAGAAAUUUUUUGUCACCCAUCACACUUUAUUAAAUAUAAAACGUUUGACUCUUCAAAUGUCGUAGGUGAUAGUAAAAUGUAAAAUUACAGAUAUAGCUUGGGAAAACUCAAAACUGAAAACAAGAGUGAUUUAAUAAAAAUUAAACGAGCAGUAAAGUUGUACUGCACCACAUUAUGGUCAGGUAGUUCAUAUGUCAUUUUUAAUUGGCCACGUGAGGCAACUGAAAUUGAGUAUUUGCAUAACAUCUUCUGUCCCUCUUUCUCUGCCAUAUAAUUUUAUCUGGUUCUUGAUUAGCUGUAUAGACUGGUACAGACUAUAAACAUGAUUCCAAAUACUGUGGCACUUCUGGUUUCACCAGCACCACUGAAAAUGUUAACAGGCUUUGACUUCUCUUGAAGCCAUCUAAAGUGCAUUUGUAGAGUCUAGACUAUGAUUCUCUGUAUUAUCAACAACACCUCUGUGUGAUUUCUCUGUAUUGUUUCAUAAAUGUUCAAUUCUUGUGCCUGUCUGGAAUAUGUGGAAUGUUGGUGCACCUAGUGGAGAAUUCACCUAUUCCCAGUAUGUAUUACCGUAUUUUUCGGACUAUAAAACCUAGCUUUGGGGAGGAAAAGAAAAAAAAAAUCUGCCUCUGCUUCCCAGCAAUUUGCCUCCUUACAGCAAAUAGCCUGGUCAGCUUCAGCACAGUGUGAUUUGGCACGAGCAGCUGAUUGGCGGUUGGCCUCCUGGAAUACUGCCUAUCAGCAGUUCCAGGCUACAGGGAUCACCACCACCACCUAUUAUCUCCAUGCACCCCAUUUUGGGCCUCUGUGUGUCCCGUUUUUGGCGAAAAUGGGGCACAUGGAAGCCAAAAAUGGGACUAGAGGCCAAAAACAGGGUGCGUGGAAGUCGAAAACGGAGCAUGCGGAGGCAGCAAUAGGCAGUGGCAAUCCCUGCAGCCUGGAACAGCUGAUAGGCGGUAUUCCAGGAGGCAAAUCCAACCGCCAAUCAGCUGCUCGUGCUAAAUGAGGCUGUGCUGAAGCUGACCAGGCUGUUUGCUGCAAGGAGGCAAAUUGCUGGGAGGCAGGCCGAAGGUUGGGGACGGCGGGUGGGUGGGGCUUCGGCAACAUUUGCUCUAUAAGACACACAGACAUUUCCACCUACUUGGGGGGGGGUGCGUCUUAUACACCGAAAAAUACGGUACUUUAACCCAUUGUUUCAGAAGUCCAUUAAAUUAAAACACACACCAAGAUAUCUCAACAAGCAAAAUGUACAUUCAGGUAAAAGUUGUCUACAAAACUGCCUGGUAGUGGAGACUAAGGACCGAAAGCAGUGAAAGUGCUAACCAUCUUUUGAAAAUGGGGAUGUUAAGGGUGUAUUAUAUUAAAGUUCCUUACCCAUCGCAACAGGCAAAUGUCUUUCCAAACUGACAGGGUUGAUUAGCUGGUGCUGUAUGCAUUGCUCUCAGUUUUAAGAACAAUCUCAAAACUUCAUGCCAUCCUCUUUUGUCCCAUCUUUUAUAGGGCUGUGCAGCACUUCUGAUUCAAUUUCAAAAAAUGCUUGAGAAUGCAGGGGAGAGGAACAUUGCCCUUGACUGCAACUCCUUAAAGCAGCUGUCGCCUGUAUCGUGUGACAGGUGUGAGAUUUCUUGAAAAAGAUGCAGAUGUCUUCAGGAGUGCAAAGAUGCAUUCUCCCAUGCAUUCUAUAGCACAUUUUUAGGAAGAAAGCCAUGUUAGUCUAUGGUAACAAAAACUUGGAAGAACUUUAGUAGAAACUUCUGAGAAUCACAUGUUAUUAAAAGACAUUGGCUUUCGUGAGCUGCAGUUACUUAAUCUGAUGCAUACAGUGGCUAGAUUUAAAUUAGGGUGAGGUGGUGGGAAAUUAGGGUGUUUAAAUUAGGGUUUAAAUUAGGGUGAGGUGGUGGGAAAAGGGGGAAAAACAGUUUAGGCUGAAGCUGUUUUAUCUCACAGGUAACCUGUGCAUCUGAUGAAGUGAACUGCAACUCAGAAGAGCUUAUGAGUUUUAAUAUAACGUGUUAAUCAGAAAAGGUGCUAUCAGAGCCCUUCUGAUUUUUUCAAGCACCAUUUGGAAUUGUAUUUGAAGCACUGCUGACAUCCAGUUAUAGAUUUAGCCAGGGAGGCACACACUGUGUUGCUUUGCAUGCUUCGCUUUUGCUGAAUCAAGCAUUUCUUUGCUAACUCUACAGGAGGGAGAUUCCUUGUUUGAUAAUGUCGGUCCAUAACUUUCCUAAAUUGAUUUGUUAUUUUAAUUUCAAAUAGAAAUGACAAUGCUGUUAAUAGGAAUUUGAUCUGUAUAUUUGCAUGUUGCUUGCAAAAUCUGAUUUAUUGGAAGAGGAAAGGAAAUGGAUUUAACAGCUAGCAUUGUGCUGCUCAGAUUGAUUCUGUGCAAAAUGCCAGAAAUUCUUUUUGUUCCAGUGAUGCUGAUAUACAACAGUAGACACCAACUUUUUGAUGUUUGUGUUUGCUAUUAUUCAGUGUGUCAUAAGAUCCUGUAUUUAAAUUUGACCAUAUUUUAAAUGGAAAUAAUUACCAGAAGUAUCUUUCAGCACAAACUGGCUUAUGUUGGUUGCCAACAUGGACCCAGGAUAAUGUGCCUAGAUUUCAUCUUUCUUUACUCACCAAAGCAUGAAUGAAACUUUGCUCCUGCUUCUGUACCUGGAGCACUCCAGUGUUAAAAUUAAAUCCUUCUGUAGACUUCAACCAUGGUUGGGAUUUUGGGAGUUCCAUGCAUGCACCUUAUGUUGGAAGACUCCUUUGUUCCUUACUUGGAUUGGAGCAAAUGCUGCUCCUUAGGAUACCCUAAUUUGAGGAGUGGCUUUCUCUUAGGGAUGGGUAUGUGGAAAUAAGGAGCUGCUGUAGAAAGGGGGGCUUUGAAAAGCCCAGUGCAUGAGCAGUGGCGUCUGCUGCCUUUUUGCAUCCCUUGUCCUCCCCUCUCCCCCAAUUUCUUUAAAGGCUUGGCUGGCCCAGUGCCUUGAGAUGUGUACACAUCCAUAUGUGUUAACUGAUAGCAUGGACACGCAAUGAGCUUGCUGCCAUGGCUUAAGGCGAGCAUUAUAAGCCUAAUACAUAUUUUUAAAAUUCUGUGAAUUAUAACAUAAACAGUAAAUGACACGAUAUUGGCACUGUGUGGCCCAAACCCAAGCUUUCUUUUUUCCGCAGACAUUUAUCUAUAUAGAUACCUAUAUCUAAAAACUAAAUCAAAUAAUACCCAUUUGGUUUUCCAGUUCACUGCAGGUUUUGUGCCUUGACAACCCCACUGUGAACUUAGUAAGACUCGUGGGUUUUUAAAAUCUUGAUGUAAUUUAACAUAUAUAACCUUUUUGUCUAUUAGAGGAUUUAAAAAAUAAAAUAAAAUUCCCUUUUAAAUAGUCCUGCCAAAACAUUUUUAUGAAGAAAUUCCUUUGGUUGUGGAGAAACCAGAUAUAAAUUUCUUCCCAGAGAAUUACUAAGACUUUCAAUGCUUUUAUUUUCUUUCAAUGAUUGUAAAUAUUUGAAUAUUUAUUAGAUUAGAGCAGUUCUUCUCAUCUGAGCCAAAUGUUACCUGUGUGCAAUGUUUCCUCUUUUCUUACUAUUUCAUGUAAGAUUUUUUUUUUGUAUAGCAGCAGAAAUUUCUCUAAACUUUUUUGUAAAAUUGAACUUGUUAAAUACUGUAGGUUCCCCUUUUCUUUGUAAUUAAUGCACUCUACUGUUUCAUAAUGCUGUAACUUGUAGAAAUGUUGUAUAUUUAUUUUCUGCUUAUUUAAGUUCUUGUAAAGUCUUUUUUUUUCUUUAAAUUUUACUUAGCAUAUAUGAAAAUAGUGAUUGAUCAGUUUAGAGCACUGUCUACUAGUUUGAGAUAGUUGGCGCUAUUUUAGAUAUUAACCCCCUUAUUUUCUCUCAUUGUUCUUGCUUCCUUCUCUGACUUGUUACAGCGUUCAAAUAUAAAGUGCAAGCAGAGAGUACAAUUCCAUUGUGUCAUUAGGAAAGCUCCAUACUCAAGCUUUGAAACAUUUGAAUACGUUCUUGUGGGGACUGAUGGUGGUUUUCAAAGAAUUUUUACUAGAGCAACAAGCAGUGCUCUGAAUUAGUCUUAAAAAAUUACAGACAUGAUCCAAGGACUUGCAUGGGCAUGUUGUGUUCAGUGAGAAUUCAGAUGACCCCAGCACAAAAAUCAAUGUCUCUGGAAAAUUCAUGAAAUACCAGAUGACAACCUUGUUGGUGCUUCCUGUUUCUUUCUUGAAUUGUGCUAAUAUUAAGGGCUGUUAAUACUGCAUCCCUUGACCUCAGUUUAUAUAGCACAGGAUAUGGCUGUUACCUCAUGAUCAAGAAGUACCUACAAUUUAUUCAAGAACUAUUAAAUUUUUAGCAGAAGAGUGAAAUUUUGCACCCCGGUUUAAAGACCACUAGUUAUUGUAGGACAGACCUCGUCAUCAGGUACAAACAUCAAUGUAGCACUGAUCUUGUACUGAUUAAUCACUAAUUUGUUUCAUAGAACCCAGCAUAUGUAGCAUUUUUAUUGCAGUUUCCCUGGCUUGUGUUUUGCACUGAUGAAAAUUUGACAGGGUAAUUGCCACUUUACUUGUGCAAUACUGCUGUAAAUAACUGCAGAUCUUUUUUUAAGAUGCAAUCCUUUAUGUUCUUAAUAAUGAAUUUUAUAUGAAUAAAACUUUUCAACUAC